Molecule: messenger RNA, 5219 nt
Organism: Stereum hirsutum FP-91666 SS1
Lineage: Eukaryota; Fungi; Basidiomycota; Agaricomycetes; Russulales; Stereaceae
Exons: 18
Coding region: 1-5064 (1687 amino acids)
Source: RefSeq, a predicted model, not a curated record
AUGCUAUCGGAACCAACUCAUACAACACCAGAGGGAAAUUCUCCUGUCCCGGUUCAGUGUACGCAGUCGGGCUCUAACGUGAAGGAUAAUUCAGAAACUGAUACCGACGCCACUCCUGGUAGCCGAUCUGGAAGCAAUGAAGAUGUAAAGAUGUCGAUUGUGGAGGAUACGGUGGAGGGCUCGAAGCAGAUGGCCUAUCCACCGGCAGCAGGCGAGAGUCAGGACUCACAGUCCCAGGAGAUAACGAACACCGAUGAUAUACUCGAGCAUCAUAGGUUGGGCUCUGAGGUCUGCAAGGAGCAUGACAGCGAGGAAGAGGUUACCAAAUCGCUAGUUAGGAUGGAGGAGACAAGUAGCGAGAUCCCCACGAGUGAUGAACGUGUAGCUAUACCAGGGACAAACGGAAAAACAGGGAACCCCCAUUCAAUGGCCGCCUCUGGUUCGCUCGACUCACGGGGCAGAAAACGCAACGACCGAGACAGCGUAGUUGAAGUUCCUUCUGGGACUAAGCACGGUGAUGCCCCAACUGCCAGUAACGAUCCUCGUGAUGGGCCACAGUCCGUCGACAGUGGCACCGAGGCUGUACUACCCGAAAUCCCAUUGGCGGUCACUGGCCAGGUUAUCCGGGCAGUGGAGAACGAAAGUGUGGUGGAGAGUGCUCAGGAUCCUUCCAAGACCCCUCGCAGCGAAUCUCACAGCCACCAUAUUACUGCAAGGUCGGAUGGUGAUGUGCCUAUGCAGGGUGUAGUCGCCACAACGGGUCUCGAUACACAGCCCACAGCACAAGUUAUCGCCGCCGUCGAAGGCUCCUCCGGCUCCACUCACGCCCCAGAUCGAGUGCAAUUGACUGAAGAGGUCGUGGAAAUUUCGUCUGACGAUAGCAAAGAUGAGGAUGAGGAAGAUUCAGAAGAAGAGUCGGAUUACGAACGUCUGGAGGAGUGCAUCAAGGACGAGCUCCGCGCGGUCCUGGAUUCCUCCUUCAGUGCCUCACCCGGUACAUUCGCCUCCAUGACCUCCUAUACUACGCCUCCAAAUCCCGCCAUAUCCAUCACCGGCUUCGGAACGCUCGGUCUCCCUCUGAGUGUCACAGAAGCCUCUCGCCUCCGCACAGUCUGCAAUCGCGCACCGUUCGGAAAAGGGGAGCGAACGGUGGUGGAUACUGAGGUCCGAGAUACGUGGGAGCUGGAGCCCGACAAGGUUAAAUUCGGGAAUCCUGAUUGGAAUGGGUGGUUGAAUGAGACGGUGGUAAGGAAGGUGUGUACCGAUCUAGGUGUUCCGGCGGAUGCGGUGCCAAGGAUGGAGUUGUAUAAGAUGCUACUCUAUGAGACGGGCUCACACUUUCACGCACACCAAGACACCGAAAAAUCUAACGGAAUGUUCGCCACUAUCGUCAUCGUCCUACCAUCGCAAUUUCAAGGCGGCGAAGUCCACAUCUCUCACGGCAAGAAAAGCAAGGUGUUUGAUCCUGCCCAAGGCAGUCUCUUCACGACCACAGCCCUAUCCUGGUACACCGACGUCGUCCACGAAGUCAAACCUGUUACCUCAGGCUUCCGGCUUGCUCUUUCCUUCAACCUCAUCCGAAAUCCCAGCGCUCCUUAUGUCCCCAAACCCCCUUCGCUCGAUGGUCCUGUUGAAGAUCUAGAACGCGUAUUGAAGGCGUGGCGGCACGCUGAGAUCGAUGGCGAGGAUCCUGUGACGGGCCAGGAGUUGCCCCAGAAGCUAGCGUAUAUCCUUGAUCACCAGUAUUCGCAUGCGAACCUCUCAUUCGACAAGCUCAAAGGUCGAGACCGGUCUAUGGUCCUCAACCUGCGAGAAGUAUGCGAACAGGAAGGGUUUCAACUCGGACUUGGGAGUCUCAAAUUCACCCAGUCAGGAGAAGCGGAGGAAGAUUAUGGGGGCUAUCGCGGAUAUGGUCGGUAUGGGCGUGGACGGCAGUACGGAUACCAGGGGGACGAGGGUGUAACGAUGGGUGAGAUCGAACAUACGAGCUGCACGGUGCAGCUCAUUUCUGGCCCAAACGGAGAGUGCCUUGGUAGGGAGGUGGCGUUGGAGAUGGAUGAACUCAUGGUAGAUGAGAAUUAUUUUGACGACGAAACACCAGAUGACCAGGAGUAUGAAGGCUAUCAGGGAAAUUGGGCAGGAUCUUUGGAAUACUUCUACCGCCGAACCGUCCUUCUAAUAUGGCCAGAUUCACAGAACGUCUCCGUUGUGACUUCAAUGGGAGGUACAGCCGCCGCCAUAGCCUCACUCCGCGCCAACAAAUCUACUACACCGUCAAAGCAUGACCUUGACCUAGUCGAUAUCGCUCUUUCCUCGGCUGCGAUCUCAACAGAGACAGGACGCUUGGUAGCUGACUUGGCUGUCCGAUGGCAAGACCCUGCACUGUGGCUUAGAGCAGUCAAUUCGUGCAGAGCAGGGAGCAACGUCUCUGUCUUCGGUGCUACGAGGCUUGUGGCUGCAUAUGACAAGUUUGCGUUCCCAUCUGUUGGGCCCGUACUCGACAAUGUGAUCUCCAACACGACUUCAACGACCGCUCGCCUGGACUUUAUCUCAAUUCUUCAGUCUCAUCCUAAGGUCUCCAUCCAACCGUUCUGGAAUGCACCAGAUGGAUGGUUCGAUGCAAAGAGCGUCCAGGUUUUGAGAUCAUUACGCCAGGUCGGAAUCAACGACAUCUCGUCCAUCGUAUCUGCGGCAUCGACCCAAGGAGGGUGGGCUAUCUUGAGAGACACGAUCAUACCGCAGCUCGUCGCCUUCAACCUUCCGCUGGAUUGGUGGAAAACAUUUAUCCAACACAUGCGCCAGUGGACGCAAGACCCUAGUCAUAGCAACUUUCAAGGUUGGGUGGAGCCCGUCAUCGCAGCCGCCGGACCAGUCGCCCUAAGGUUCGAGAAAGCACUCCUUACGGCCGAGUCGAAUGCUCACCGGUUCCAGAUCAUUGAUCAACUUCAGCAAGCCAUUCCUGACGGUUUUACGCCACCCUUCUCGACGUGGUUCGAUAGCAAACGGGACCAGGCUCUCACGAAUUUGAAAGCUGUGAACUCGAACGACAUUCCUUACAUUGUAUCUGCUGCUUCGGCCUUAGGAGCUCUGCCCAAGCUACGAGACAUAGUUCUCCCUCAGUUCGUAUCGUCCAAUUUGUCUGCUGCGUUGUGGACGGAUUUCAUCGAGCAUCUACAUCUACGAUCGCAAGGACAAGGUGGUGAAAGAUUCGACGGUUGGUUUGAUCCUGUUUUUGCAGUUGCCCGACCCGUAUUCGAGAGUGCUCUUCUAGGCAUGACUUCCAAUGUUGGUCGAUUCACUCUCAUAGAGCAAAUUGGACGGUUGGUACCUGGAAGUGAUGCUCUGAAGACGUGGAGUAGCGAUCAACGUUCAUGGGCCGUACGAUCGCUCGUGGCACCUAGAGAAGAGGACGUACCACUCUUCGUCAAAUUGGUCACGGCCGACAAAGACUUUAUGGCCAGUUAUUUGAUCCCAAAGCUGUCACAAGAAACGGUCGAAAUAGGUUUUUGGAACGAAUUCAUUGCACAGCUCAUCGCAGAGGAGAAGAAUGAAUGUGUGGGGCUGCCUGUGAACUGGCGAGAGAUGAUCGUGCCGCUACUCGUGCAACCUAUCGCACGCCUGCUCGCACCGUGUACGAGCAACCAGCAGCUCUUUGCUGUAUUCGAGGGCGUCGCCACGCUCAUGCGUGGACAGCCCGUCUUCGGCGAUUUCAUCGAAAUUCAGAGGCGGGCAGCAUUCGACAGGAUCCAAAAGCCAACGAACAACGACGUCCCAUGCUUCAUGCUCGAGAUGCAACGAGACCCCGCCUUCGGGCCAACAGUGCUAUUUCCUAAGCUACGCAAGUUUGCGUGUGGUGUGGAUUUCUGGAAACAUUUCAUUCGAACAAUCCAGUCGCAACGAGCCUCACUUAUGCAACACGGGUGGACGCAUGACCCUUUCAAAACCUUCAUCACAAACCUCGUCGACACCGCAAUAAUACAGACUCCCAUCCAAGCUGCCGCUCCGCCACCGCCACCUCCUCCUACAUACGGUUACGGUGGGAGAUACGGGUUCAACGUACCGCCUGCAACGCCGGCAGUCGUCACUACCAUGAGCGAUCUACUCACUCUCUGCAUAGAGACGAGCAACUUCCUUUCGUCUUCUCAUCUAUUCCACAAACUCUUCACCAUCUGCGUCAGUCAGGACGCCAUCCAACACACCCUGCUCCCUUUAUUCCCCAUCGUCGUGAAGCUCCUGCAGAAGCACCAACUCGCACUCGACACACCUCCAUUCGAUAUCUUCUUCCGCGAGGCCAUCAAGACCUACGCCACAGGCCUCCUCGGUCCCAAACCCUCCCCUACCAGUCGCGUCUGGAAGGGCGCCAAAUCGACAUGCACUUGCACCGACUGUCAAGAGGUCAACAGACUCAUUGCCAAGCCGGACGCAAAAGUGGUGUGGCGAGCAGCUCAAGCCCGCAGGCAACAUGUCGAACUCAAACUCCAUGGCCUUCCCGGUCUCACACUCAACACCGUCCGACACGGCUCGCCACAUGGACUGGAGAUCACGAAGUCCGACGCAUUCUUGGAGGCUGAAAUUUGGAAGAAGAGGAGCGAAGAGGGUAUAAAGCUCCUGAUGAGUGUUGGGAACCAGGCGUUUUUGUCCAGGCUUUGGACCCACCAUCCUGGAGGACUCGGCGCUGUUGUUCUUGCACUCAAAGGGUUAUCGAACGCCCUGACUCUACCCACACCGGACGCACCUCCUGUGCCCCACCCUCAGCCUAAUAUAGCCACUCGUCCAGAUCAACCUUCAGCCAAUACUGCUCCGGUCCCCGUCUCUUCAACCUCGACGGCCACCCCCACGGUUGCUUCCCCACAAGCCCUUCAGGCGGGAAAUACUGUGGCCCGUGUUGCGCCUUCACACCCAGUCCCUAGUUCCUCAAACGCUCAUCCUGCCAUGCCCAUCGCUGCAUCGAAUGUACAACGACAGCCCUCGGCUUCGAAUCAACCCACGUCCAAGACGGUCCCUACCAAGCGAAAAGCCAACAUUCAGAACGUGGACAUCGACCUUACGCUUGAUUCAGAUUGAGUGGUUGGAAGUGUGGCGGAGUGGGUGGUGGUGCUGGUGGUAGGCAAGGGCAGAGUUGUACAUGACUUAUCUUCGUAUCCUGCUCCAUUCCUCUUUCGUGCCCUCGACGUCGUACUAGAUUUUUAUGCUUAAUGUCCUAUAAUGGUUGCUGAACG